This is a messenger RNA of Pelagomonas calceolata, 2110 nucleotides long. The record is from the annotation of a GenBank genome assembly. NCBI's taxonomy places the organism in Eukaryota, Pelagophyceae, Pelagomonadales, Pelagomonadaceae.
UGUUGCGUAGCGAUGUGUGCGAGCCGUGCAAGUUGUAGUAGUGAUGCGUGAGGUCUGUACUAAUGAGUUAUAAUGAACAGUGAUGGCCUUGCAGCGAUUUUAUUAGGCUAAUGCGGCCGGCAAGAGAGCUAGCUGCUGUAAGACACUAGCCAGCAUGCGGCCCGACGUCUCCCUCGGGCCGUCGAGGAGUCGUGCUAGGACAGAUGCGCCUCCAAAGACCGGUCUUUGUACGCCUCACUCCUCUGCAAAUUUCCUAACAAACUCCAAAACCCUAGGCCAAGCUGGCUUUUGUUUCUCCGCCGUGACAAAUCGCAACGCUGCCCAACCACGAGGCAGCCGCCGCUCGCAUCGUUGGCGCACUCCGGACGCCAUCGACGCAGCUCCGGACGCCGUUCGACGCGCCAGCUUGGCCACAGAGCAAAGCUGAGCAAGUAAAUGUCCACGGCCCGCACGCCGCUGGAGCAAGCCAUGUUACUGGAUGAUCAAAAGGGCGAGGCGCGCAUCAGCCCGCGCUUCGACACCAUGGACCGCGGCGCGCCCGCCGGGAGGGCCGAAGACACCCCCGCGUACAUCGCUUUACGAAGGGCCGGUGUUUUAUGCACGGAGCACCGCCGCAAGGACAUCGAGGACAUCUUUACCGGUUUAGACCUCAAGCAGAACACGGACCAGUGGAAGAAUAUUGUAGCACGGGCGAAGAACUGUUGUUGUUUGGUGCCUUGUGCUUAUUAUGCCUGCCAUACCGAAAUGUUCGUGCCCGCGGGUCACGUUGGGUUCCUCAUGGACCAGCAAAACCGCUACUUGUUCGCGCAGCCGGGCAUGCACAACAUCAACUCCAUGUUCAUUCGCGUGACGAGUGAACCGAGGCCGCUGCGGGGCCACAUCAAGCACGGCAAUCGCACGAUAGUAGUAGUGGAUCAAGGGAGUAUUGGCUACGCGUCGGACAACGGUCAGCCCGUAUUACUCCCACCUGGUAUACAUGUCUGGACGUCCGAGAGUAUGGAUUUCGUGUCGCAAUUUCAUUUAAAUGACCACAUCAUCGAACUCGGUCCUUAUACCCUUGUUACCGUAAAUGAGGGGUAUUCGGCCGUGACCCAGAACAAUGGGAAACAAGUCAUACUCGCGGGCGGGCAUACGCACUUCCUCACCCAUAAGAACUGGAAGUUCGAGAAAUUUAUAACCCUCAAAAUCCAGACGGAUGAGCUCGAGAGAAUCCAAGCUACAAGUGCGGACAACAUCAACAUGUUGGUGAAUUCUACGGUGAAUUGGCGCAUCGUUGAUGUGGAGGUCGCGGCGACGAUGGCGGCCGAGACGAUGGCGCAGAGCGGCAAGGGCAAGAUCGCCGCGGACAUCUCGAAACUAAGGAGAGAUGUUCUCAAACAAGCAUUAGCUUCGUUGGCGGCGUUCAUCGGCUCCGUGAACUACUCGGAGUCGUUCCACAUGAGUGCGGCGGCGCAAGCUGCUGGAAGAGAGGCACCUGUCGCCGCCGCUACUCUCGUAGAAGAGACGCCCGCAACCGUCGGCGCCUUCGCGGACAACCCGCUCUACAACCUGGAGAAGAUGGGCAGCGCGGUCGAGCACGCUAAUAGUGUAACGAGGAGCUACGGCAUCGAGAUCAUGUCGAUCAAUAUUAUUUCAGCUGCUCCUGUUGAUGAUGCUUUGACUAAAUCGUUAGCGUCUGGUGCGGUCGCGUCGGCCGAGGCCCUCAUGGCCGAGACAACCGCUAGAGGCCAGUCGCGCGCCGUGACCAUCGCGGCGGAAGCCGACGCGGCGGCGUUACGCAUCCGCGCCGAGGCCGACGCCGAAGCUGAAAAGCUGAGAGCCGAGGGCCGCGCGGAAGGCCUCAAGGCCGUCUCCGACGCGCUGACGGCGGCCGGCGGCGAGCAGGCCAUGGUCCAGAACAUCGCCGAGAAGUACAUCGCCUCGCUGAGCACGAUGGCGAACACGGCGAACAUGAUCAUCGUGCCCGACAAGCCCAACGACGUCUCGGGCGUCGUCACGACGGCGCUCGCGCUCGGCAAGCAGGUCGCGGCGAAGGCGUGACUUGUGUGCUUUUCUUUCCCCCCUGCCCCCCCCCCCGCUGCCCCCGCUGCUAAGAUUGAUUUUUGCUUUA